Messenger RNA from Hydra vulgaris (swiftwater hydra), 605 nucleotides. Its product is annotated as probable cytidine deaminase. The record is from RefSeq and is a predicted model, not a curated record. Gene Ontology annotation, cellular component: cytosol. Gene Ontology annotation, molecular function: cytidine deaminase activity; zinc ion binding. NCBI's taxonomy places the organism in Eukaryota, Metazoa, Cnidaria, Hydrozoa, Anthoathecata, Hydridae.
UUCUUUUCACGCCACAGAGACAAUUUAAACUUAAAGACUUUUUAAAUGAACAUUUUUAAAAAAAGUUACAGCAAUGUCAACUUUAUUAACAGAAGAAGAAGUUUCAAGUUUACUUGAAUCAAGUAUUAAAGCGAAACAAUGUUCGUACUCUCCUUACAGCAAAUUUCGAGUUGGUGCUGCAUUAUUUACAUCGUGCGGUAAAAUAUUUACUGGCUGUAACGUUGAAAACGUCAGUUACGGAUUAACAAUAUGCGCUGAAGUAACAGCAUACGUCAAAGCAGUUAGUGAAGGCUAUACUUCUUUUAAAGCUUGCGCAGUCUCAACAGAUGUAAAGGAUUCAGUACAUUGGCCAUGCGGCGCAUGUCGCCAGUUUAUGGCAGAAUUUGGUGAUAUUGAAGUUUUUUCAACAUUUGACGAUAAAACUCAUACUGUGAGAACACUCAAAACAAUAUUGCCGUCACAUUUUUCCGUUGAAGGUUUAAGAAAUGGCCAGUCUAUAUGAAUUGCGAGUCUAUUUUAUGAUUGGUUCAUAAGUUUUAUUUUAUUUUCAUUUUAGAUAAAACUAUCUAUGUAUACACUAUAAUUAAAACAUAGUUAAUGUUUUA